Oryza sativa Japonica Group (Japanese rice) is the source of this 2481-nucleotide messenger RNA. RefSeq names its product proline-rich receptor-like protein kinase PERK1. Gene Ontology annotation, biological process: protein phosphorylation. Gene Ontology annotation, molecular function: protein kinase activity; ATP binding. Lineage: Eukaryota; Viridiplantae; Streptophyta; Magnoliopsida; Poales; Poaceae. The record is from RefSeq and is a predicted model, not a curated record.
GAAGAAGAAGAAUACUCCACUCUACUCUACUGCUCCUUCCAAUUUACUCUCUCUCUCUCGCUUCUCUUCUCCGAUCCCCUCAAGCUUACGCGCUAAGCAAAGCCGAGGAGGGAGGGAGGGAGCACCCAAACCCUAGCUCCGCCGCCUCGGGCACCGCGGAGCGGGGUGCGCGAUGUCGUCGCCGACCGCCGCGCCGGCGCCGACCUCGCCGCCGGCGGCGCCAGCGGCGAACAACACGACCCCACCACCCGCCACCCCGUCGACGCCGCCGCCGACGCCGACGCCCACGACGCCGACGACGCCCUCCGCGCCGCCGCCUGCCACCCCGUCCGCGCCGUCCCCACCCGCGCCGGCGAAGGCGCCACCAUCGGCCGGCACGCCGCCGGCGGUUCCCUCCGCGUCGCCCCCAGCACCGGCGUCCACGCCCGCGGUGCCCUCGGCGUCGCCGCCGUCGGCCUCGGGUGGUCCUGCGACACCCGCGCCGCCCUCGGAUACGCCCUCCCCGCCGUCGUCUGGCGGCGGGGGGAACUCGCCGCCGUCGUCCGGGGGCGGUGGAGGGAGGUCGCCGUCGACGCCGAGCACCCACCCCUCGCCGAAAUCGCCCGCCUCGCGCUCGUCGGGGGGAGGUGGCUCCGGGGUGUCCACGGCGACGGUGGUGGGCGUCGCCGUCGGUGGCCUCGUGCUGCUGCUGCUCGCCAGCUUCAUCUGCCUCUGCUGCCUCCGGAAGAAGCGGAGGCGCCCGCCGCCGCCGCAGCAGCACUACGUGUACCCGCCGCCGCCGCCGCAGUACAAGGAGGAUGCAUAUGGUGGAUCAUACCAGCAAAGUUGGCAGCAAAAUGCCCCACCACCUCCGCCUGAGCAUGUAGUGAAGAUGCACCCAUCACCUCCGCCAGCGUAUGCAAACCGUCCUCCACAGCCACCAUCGACCCCUCCAGCUGCUAUGAUAAACAGCAGCGGUGGGUCUGGCUCUUACUCAGGUGGAGAGAUCCUACCACCACCAUCCCCUGGCGCUGCCCUUGGUUUCUCAAAGAGCACAUUUACUUAUGAAGAGCUGUUGAGGGCAACGGAUGGAUUCUCUGAUGCUAAUCUCCUUGGACAAGGUGGUUUUGGCUAUGUCCAUAGAGGAGUGCUGCCUACUGGAAAAGAGAUUGCUGUGAAACAAUUGAAAGUUGGAAGUGGCCAGGGAGAGCGUGAAUUCCAGGCGGAGGUUGAGAUUAUCAGCAGAGUACAUCACAAACAUCUCGUCUCCUUGGUUGGUUAUUGCAUUUCUGGGGGCAAGAGAUUGCUUGUCUAUGAGUUUGUCCCCAACAACACAUUGGAAUUCCACUUGCACGGAAAAGGCCGACCAACAAUGGAGUGGCCCACAAGACUAAAGAUUGCUUUGGGAGCUGCAAAGGGUUUAGCUUAUCUUCAUGAAGACUGCCAUCCUAAGAUCAUCCAUCGUGAUAUUAAGGCGUCAAACAUUCUUCUUGAUUUUAAGUUUGAAUCUAAGGUUGCUGAUUUUGGACUUGCUAAGUUCACCAGUGAUAAUAACACUCAUGUUUCGACAAGAGUAAUGGGCACUUUUGGAUAUCUAGCACCAGAGUACGCAUCUUCUGGCAAGCUCACUGAGAAAUCAGAUGUCUUCUCCUAUGGAGUUAUGCUUCUUGAGUUAAUAACUGGUCGUCGGCCAGUUGAUACAAGUCAAACAUAUAUGGAUGACAGCUUGGUUGACUGGGCAAGGCCUUUACUGAUGCAAGCACUUGAGAAUGGUAACUACGAGGAGUUAGUAGAUCCUCGGCUUGGGAAGGAUUUCAAUCCCAAUGAGAUGGCGAGAAUGAUUGCUUGUGCAGCUGCAUGCGUACGCCAUUCCGCUCGUCGUCGCCCACGCAUGAGCCAGGUUGUCCGGGCUUUGGAAGGUGACGUGUCUUUGGAGGAUCUUAAUGAAGGUGUUCGGCCUGGUCACAGCCGCUAUUUUGGAUCGUACAGCAGCUCUGACUAUGAUUCUGGCCAAUACAACGAGGACAUGAAGAAGUUCAGGAAGAUGGCUUUUACCAACAAUAAUGAUACGAGCAGUCAAUACAGCGCACCAACCAGCGAGUAUGGCCAGAUACCCUCUGCAUCAAGCAGCGAGGGCCAACAAACCCAGGAAGUCGAGAGCAGGACAACCAAGAGAGGCGGCUACAGUGGCUACAGCUCAGGAUACAGCGGAGCCUCAUGAGGGAAAUCUUUGUUUUUCCUCUUUUAACAUUUUGAUUGUUUCAAUCUGUAAAGUCCAUCUGAGUUCGUAUGACCAAAGUUGCUGACUUGCGUGCGAUGCGAUGAACCGUAAGUUUGACCGAAGUAUAGCUUUUGGUAGCUACAAUUGUUGAUUCUUUCAUAAGUAUUAUGUUAUGGAUGUGUUCCACCACCCACCCGUUUGCCUAUGUAAUUCAAAUGAAUUGAGCUAAUUAACUUUUGAAUAUACUGUCCAUACUUAUUCAGGGUUGAGUUGCCUGACAA